Linum trigynum is the source of this 2796-nucleotide messenger RNA. Lineage: Eukaryota; Viridiplantae; Streptophyta; Magnoliopsida; Malpighiales; Linaceae. The record is from the annotation of a GenBank genome assembly.
AUGCCACUGGAGGUUGAGGAUGGAGGAGGAGUUCAGUACUCUUUUGCUCUCGAAUACGACGGUCCUCCGGUACUGUACGAUCUACCUCAAGCUGUCCCGAUCAACGUCAGCGAAAUCCCUGUAGCCGCCGUCGUCUCGCCGCUCGCUCUCCCUGGUAGGUUUCCUUUGCCUGUUGUCAAGCCGCUGUUGGCCGCCAGCGAGGAUCCGAGCAAGGUUCUGGGGACGAAGGAGCUCAAAUCUGUGUCCGUGUCACUGUCACCGACUUCCGUCAUUGGUAAUUUGAACGGGGAGGAAUCGAGGUCGGAUGAGACGGCGUCCACGGUUUCUCCGACUUCGGUAAUCGAGAGGGCAGCGGAGAAUAAUCCGGAGUCCGGCGAGUUGAGUAGCUCCGGCGGGUUGGAGUUCUCGACUGGGCGGUACGGACCCAGCAGCUCGGGCGCCAUUGAGUUCUCCGGCAGCUUCGGUAACAAGUCGCGGGAGAGUUUGGGCACGGUUAGGGUUUCGGAGGAAUUGAAUCAAGAGUGGGCAUCGAAUGAGUCGGUUCUCAGCAUCGAGUACCCUUCUUCCCGGGUUUCCAGUGUCAAAGCAGCCGCUGGGGAGUGUCACAGCGAGUUGAUUAAUGGUCAUGGAGAUGGCAGAAGAUCCCAAGUUGUCAAAUUUGCUAAUGUCGAUUCGGAUGGAGACGACCUUGGAGAUGGCGAAGUUGACGACGAAGAGUACUGCGAAGAAGAACAACCCAGGAUUGUGCAAGUUAAGAGAGAGCCUCAGAGCAAAGGGAAGAAGGGAACUUGUUAUAGAUGCUUUAAGGGGAAUAGAUUUACGGAUAAGGAGGUCUGUCUUGUUUGUGAUGCCAAGUAUUGCAAUAUUUGUGUGCUUAGAGCUAUGGGAUCCAUGCCUGAAGGAAGAAAGUGUCUUAGUUGUAUCGGGUACCCUAUCGAUGAAUCCAAUAGGGCUAAUCUAGGGAAAUGUUCAAGAAUGCUAAAAAAGUUGCUGAAUGAUUUGGAGGUUCGCCAAAUAAUGAAGGCGGAGAAGUUCUGUGAGGCAAAUCAGUUACCUCCAGAGUAUAUCUGCGUGAAUGGGAUGCCUCUUUGUCACGAGGAGUUGGUCCUUCUUCAGACUUGUGCUAACCCGCCAAAAAAGUUGAAACCGGGGAACUAUUGGUAUGAUAAAGUAUCCGGUCUUUGGGGAAAGGAGGGACAAAAGCCUUGUCAAAUCAUUAGCGCUCAUCUAAAUGUGGGAGGUCCAAUAGAUACAAAUGCCAGCAAUGGAAACGCAAAUGUUUACAUUAACGGUCGGGAGAUCACCAAAACCGAACUCCGAAUGUUGCAGUUGGCAGGAGUUCAAUGUGCUGGCAACCCUCAUUUCUGGGUAAACGAGGAUGGGUCAUACCAGGAAGAAGGUCAGAAGAACACUAAGGGCUACAUUUGGGGCAAGGGUGCAAUGAAGCUUGUCUGUACAUUCCUGUCAUUGCCAGUUCCUUCUAAAUCUUCUAAUUAUUCCGAGGAGCAAGUGAACAGCCUACUGAGCAGAAGUAUUCCUGAUUAUCUCGAGCAGCGGACACUUCUGAAGUUUCUCUUAGUUGGAUGUAGUGGAUCUGGAACAAGUACCAUUUUCAAGCAGGCGAAGAUUCUUUACAAACCCAUUCCUUUCACCGAGGAUGAACGUGAAAAUAUUAAGUUGACCAUCCAAAGCAAUGUGUAUGGUUAUCUUGGUAUUCUCCUUGAAGGCCGUGACCGUUUUGAAGAGGAGAGUUCGUCUGAAGCAAAGAAAGAACAAUUGUCAAAUCACACCGAUUCCACUGGUGAUGGUAGUAAUAGCUCCAAGACCGUAUACACUAUUGGGCCGAGGCUAAAAUCAUUUUCAGAUUGGCUUUUAAAGACCAUGGUGUCUGGAAACCUGGAAGCAAUUUUCCCUGCUGCCACUCGAGAAUAUGCACCGUUGGUUGAAGAGUUGUGGAGAGAUCAAGCCAUUCAAGCAACAUACAAGCGAAGAAGUGAACUGGAAAUGCUGCCUAAAGUAGCUAGCUAUUUCUUAGAGCGGGCAGUUGAGAUAUUAGUACCAGACUAUGAACCCUCAGAUUUGGACAUCCUCUAUGCUGAGGGUGUUACUUCAUCUAAUGGUUUGGCUUCUCUAGACUUCUCAUUUCCUCAGUCAACAUAUGAUGACCAUGACGAGCAGCUUGAUUCUCUGCUUAGAUACCAACUGAUCAGGCUGCAACCACGAGGAAUCACUGAAAACUGCAAGUGGCUAGAGAUGUUUGAAGACAUUGGGAUGAUCAUCUUCUGUGUCUCCUUGAGCGACUAUGACCAGGUCUCUUUUGAUAUCAACGGUUCUCCCACCAACAAGAUGAUGCAGAGCCGAAAGUUCUUUGAGACCAUCGUGACACAUCCGACAUUUGAGCAGAUGGACGUCCUUUUGCUGCUAAACAAGUUCGACGUGUUUGAGGAGAAAAUGGAGCGGGUUCCGCUGACGAAAUGUGAGUGGUUCGACGAUUUCCAUCCCAUCAUAAGCCACCAUCGUUCGACCAGCAACACCCGCAGCAGCAGCAACAUCAACCACAGCCCUUCGCUCGGCCAGCUGGGUUUCCACUACGUUGCUGUGAAGUUCAAGCGGCUUUAUGCAUCGCUCACUGGUCGAAAGUUGUUCGUCUCGAUGGUCAAAGCUUUGGAGCCCGAUAGCGUCGACUCGUCCUUGAAGUAUGCAAGGGAGAUCAUGAAGUGGGAAGAAGAGAGACCAAAUUUCAGCUUGAGUGAGUAUUCUAUCUACAGCACCGAAGCGAGUUCAUACUCUCCUUGA